AAAAAAAAAAGAAAAAACAAGAAGAAAAUUGAAGAGAUUGCAGUUACAGAAAACAAUGUGGAAUAGGUAGGGGUUACCGAGAAACCGUAAAUCGAGAACUAAUGAGUGUGAACUAAGAAAUAUAUAUACACAAACAUAGCAUCCCUAUAUGGUGGUGGUGACGGUGGUUGUGCCAGUGGUGAAGCUUCGAAAGAGGUAGGAAUUAGCCAUGAGUAGCGAGAAGAGUAGGUACUACGAGGUUUGCAAGGGCUUCAAUGGCCUCGACAAGGUUCUUCUUCGCGAUCCCCGUGGAAGCUCCGCCGAGGUGUACUUAUACGGUGGCCAUGUGACUUCUUGGAAGAAUGACCAUGGUGAAGAAUUGCUUUUCCUUAGUAGCAAGGCUACUUUUAAGCCUCCCAAGGCAAUUCGUGGAGGGAUUCCAAUAUGCUUUCCUCAAUUUAGCUGCCAUGGUAACCUAGAUCGGCAUGGAUUUGCUAGAAAUCGCUUAUGGGCCAUUGAUGACCACCCUCCUCCCUUUCCAACAAAUACUUCCAAUAAAGCCUUUGUUGAUUUGAUUCUUAAGCCCUCAGAAGAGGAAAUGAAGAUUUGGCCUCACAGUUUUGAAUUCCGUCUUAGGGUAGCUCUAGGACCUGGAGGGUAUCUGAUGUUGACAUCUCGGAUUAGGAACACAAACACUGAUGGGAAGCCAUUUUCAUUCACAUUUGCUUAUCAUACAUAUUUCUUUGUUUCAGAUAUAUGCGAAGUCCGGGUAGAGGGAUUAGAGACACUAGAUUAUCUCGACAACUUGCAGAAAAAGAAACGCUUUACUGAACAGGGGGAUGCUUUAACAUUUGAAUCAGAAGUUGACAAGAUGUAUCUCAGCACUCCUACAAAGAUUGCUAUUAUUGAUCACGAGAAGAAGAGAACAUAUGUGUUACGUAAAGAUGGGCUUCCUGAUGCUGUGGUGUGGAAUCCUUGGGAUAAAAAAGCAAAGGCUAUGGCUGAUUUUGGUGAUAAUGAGUAUAAGCAUAUGGUUUGUGUAGAGGCUGCUGCUAUUGAAAAACCUAUCACUUUGAAACCUGGCGAAGAAUGGAAAGGAAGACUAGAGCUUUCAAUUGUUUCUUCUAGUUAUUGUAGCGGGCAGCUUGAUCCCCGAAGAGUUCUUCAAUGCAGCUGAAAGAUCAUUGUGUCUAUGUCCUCUACUGGUAACUCGUGGCCAAGAUGAAUGAUGAAAGGGAAGUGUUUCUAUAGUAGCAAAUUCCCCACUUUCAUUUUCUAUUUAUACCUUCAAGUUGGACCGGCUGAAAUCAUGUUCCGACGUGGUUUUUGUUAAAUGAUAUUUUGAUACAAUGGAUGACCAGUUUGAUAUUGAUCAAUAUCAAAUUAACGCAUGGUAGGCCACCGUUAUGGGAAAAGGAAAUUACAGUGCACGAUUCUGUAGAUGUUCAGGUUGGAUAGAAUGGCCCGGAUCAGAGGGUUUAUCUUUGGGUCCACAGCUGUUGGGGUUCUGAAAAGUUACUUCUACAUGAGGAUUAAACAAUAUAUGCUUUAUAGGGGGGUCUUAUUUCGGAUCUUUUUACUUGUAUGCCAUAAGUUGCUGGGAUAAUCUACAUGUUGAAAUCAUAAACCAAGAUUACCAUGAAACAUACUGUUAUCGC
Messenger RNA from Arachis stenosperma, 1637 nucleotides. RefSeq names its product putative glucose-6-phosphate 1-epimerase. The record is from RefSeq and is a predicted model, not a curated record. Gene Ontology annotation, molecular function: carbohydrate binding; isomerase activity. Gene Ontology annotation, biological process: carbohydrate metabolic process. The transcript is spliced from 9 exons. Lineage: Eukaryota; Viridiplantae; Streptophyta; Magnoliopsida; Fabales; Fabaceae. Bases 209 to 1156 code for a protein of 315 amino acids.